AUGCAGUUCUCCACCAUCCUGUCCGCCCUCUCCCUCUUCGCCGCCUCGGCCACUGCCGUCACCGUCUCCUACGACACCGGCUACGAUGAUGCCGGCCGCUCUCUCACCGUCGUCUCCUGCUCCGAUGGCCAGAACGGCUUGAUCACCAAGUACGGCUGGCAGACUCAGGGCCAGAUCCGCUCCCAGUACAUCGGUGGUGCCGAUGUCAUUGCCGGCUGGAACUCCGCUCAGUGCGGCACUUGCUGGGAGCUCAGCUACAACGGCCGGACCAUCAACGUCCUCGCCAUCGACCACGCCGCCGCAGGCUUCAACAUCGAGCUGUCUGCCCUCGACGCCCUGACCGGCGGCCAGGGUAUCGCUCUCGGCCGCAUUGAUGCUUCCAGCAGACAGGUUGCUAUCUCGGCCUGCGGACUCUAA
Microdochium trichocladiopsis is the source of this 417-nucleotide messenger RNA. Its product is annotated as Epl1 protein. Lineage: Eukaryota; Fungi; Ascomycota; Sordariomycetes; Xylariales; Microdochiaceae. The transcript is spliced from 2 exons. Bases 1 to 417 code for a protein of 138 amino acids. The record is from RefSeq and is a predicted model, not a curated record.